AUGCUGGAGACGGUGUGGGGAGCAGAAUGUGGCCUUCUUCUAGAGCUUGUUCAGACUGCUGACCUCCAAGCCUUAAUGCUACCAGCCCAGCACACCAAGAAGAAGAAGAAGAAGAAGAAGAGAGAACUAGCUAUACAGAAGAUAGAAGAUCUGCAGGAGCCUGUUGCACACACUGAAGGAUCUGAGUCUGCUCUGUCCCCUCCUGAAGAGGGCAUCAGUGUUGAUCCACUGGCCUCAGACAUGGCGCGUCUGGCCCUCCCUGUCCUCCUCGUUCUUUGCUUCUCCUUGCUCCACUUCAGCUGCAGCCGCCCAUCUCGCACCAGGAAGGCUGUGUUACCCCGUCAGUCCGGAGCUGCAGAAGAAGAUGAUGUGAUGUCCCAGCUUGAGAGGUUGUGGCAGGAGGUGAAUUCACUGAAGGAGAUGCAGGCAUUGCAGACAGUCUGUCUCCGUGGCAUCAAAGCUCACAGAAAGUGUUAUCUUACAAUUGAGGAACCCAAACAUUACCAUGAAGCAAAUGAAGACUGUAUUGCACAAGGAGGAACUCUUGCAACGCCACGGGACAUGAUGGAAAACAAUGACCUGAGAGACUAUGCAAAGAGGAGUGCUCCAGGAUCCAAGGACUUCUGGAUCGGUGUAGCAGACAUAGUGAAAGAAGGCCAGUAUGUUGAUGUCAACAGCCUGCCAGUCAGCUACUUCAACUGGGACCGGUCCAAGAAGCAGCCCACAGGAACGAAGAGGGAGAGCUGUGUUGCUCUUUCAGUGGCUGCGCAAGGAAAGUGGUACGAUGAGGUGUGUCGCAGCCUCAAAAAGUACAUCUGUGAAUAUAUCAUUCCCUAA
This is a messenger RNA of Perca flavescens (yellow perch), 837 nucleotides long. RefSeq names its product C-type lectin domain family 3, member A (gene clec3a). Gene Ontology annotation, biological process: ossification. The transcript is spliced from 5 exons. The record is from RefSeq and is a predicted model, not a curated record. NCBI's taxonomy places the organism in Eukaryota, Metazoa, Chordata, Actinopteri, Perciformes, Percidae. The coding region runs from base 1 to 837 and encodes 278 amino acids.